Molecule: messenger RNA, 1047 nt
Organism: Dermacentor albipictus
Lineage: Eukaryota; Metazoa; Arthropoda; Arachnida; Ixodida; Ixodidae
Source: RefSeq, a predicted model, not a curated record
AUGCACUCAUCUAAGCCGUUCGCCUUCGCUGCGCAGGUGUCUGCCCAUCUAAUCAUCCAGAUACUCAUCCUGGCCCUGGUUCCCGCCGCUUCCGUUGCCACGGCCCCCAGCGAACCACUUCGCUCCGAGUGGCCCGCCAGCCCUUGUCAGCUGUCUACAACUACCGAUAGCCCGGCAGCGCCCCCGCUGCCGUGCCUCAACUGCCCCUGCAUUCACGCACCGUCAUCGACAACAACCGAAGAGCCAUCUAUAAAAGACCAUAACCAACGCGCGGCACUCUGUGAGCUCGGUCGCUGUGCCACGAUGCACUCGUCUAAGCCGUUCGCCUUCGCUGCGCAGGUGUCUGCCCAUCUAAUCAUCCGGAUACUCAUCCUGGCCCUGGUUCCCGCCGCUUCCGUUGCCAUGGCCCCCAGCGAACCACUUCGCUCCGAGUGGCCCGCCAGCCCUUGUCAGCUGUCUACAACUACCGAUAGCCCGGCAGCGCCCCCGCUGCCGUGCCUCAACUGCCCCUGCAUUCACGCACCGUCAUCGACAACAACCGAAGAGCCAUCUAUAAAAGACCAUAACCAACGCGCGGCACUCUGUGAGCUUGGUCGCUGUGCCACGAUGCACUCGUCUAAGCCGUUCGCCUUCGCUGCGCAGGUGUCUGCCCAUCUAAUCAUCCGGAUACUCAUCCUGGCCCUGGUUCCCGCCGCUUCCGUUGCCAUGGCCCCCAGCGAACCACUUCGCUCCGAGUGGCCCGCCAGCCCUUGUCAGCUGUCUACAACUACCGAUAGCCCGGCAGCGCCCCCGCUGCCGUGCCUCAACUGCCCCUGCAUUCACGCACCGUCAUCGACAACAACCGAAGAGCCAUCUAUAAAAGACCAUCACCAACGCGCGGCACUCUGUGAGCUUGGUCGCUGUGCCACGAUGCACCCAUCUAAGCCAUUCGCCUUCGCUGCGCAGGUGUCUGCCCAUCUAAUCAUCCUGAUACUCAUCCUGGCCCUAGUUCCCGCCGCCUCUGAUGCCACGGCCCCCAGCGAUCCACAUCUUUGUCCAGUUGUUUGA